AUGGCCUUCGCCGGCCAGACUCCCACGAUUGUUGUCCUCAGAGAGGGUGGGUUCCGCCCGCAUUUCGAACCCCUCUUCGCCAGCACCGAUGCGUCCCAAGGAAGGGGCCAAAUCCUCUCCAACAUCAAUGCCUGCGUGGCAGUCCAGUCCACAGUGAAGAGCACUCUCGGCCCGUACGGAGGUGAUCUGUUACUGGUUGAUAGCAACGGGAAGCAGACAAUCACGAACGAUGGUGCUACGGUCAUGAAGCUCCUGGACAUUGUGCACCCGGCCGCCAGAAUCCUUACCGAUAUUGCUCGCUCCCAAGAUGCCGAAGUUGGAGAUGGUACCACGUCAGUCGUUGUCCUUGCGGGUGAGAUCCUCAAAGAAGUUCGGGAGCUGGUUGAGCAGGGUGUGAGCGCACAAACCAUUGUCAAGGGUCUCCGAACUGCUAGCGCGAUGGCCGUGAACAAAGUAAAGGAGAUUGCGGUGGACAUGAUCGACUCUGCCGGAAGCGAAGAAAAGAAAAUUGAGACACUGCGGAGGCUGGCUGGAACCGCUAUGAACAGCAAGCUCAUCAAGCGGAACUCGGAUUUCUUCACGAAAAUGGUCGUGGAUGCGGUUCUGUCGCUCGACCAGGACGACCUGAACGAGAAGUUAAUUGGGGUCAAGAAGGUCACUGGUGGUGGUCUCCAGGACUCUCUCUUUGUUAACGGUGUGGCAUUCAAGAAGACCUUCUCCUACGCUGGUUUCGAACAACAACCCAAGUCCUUCAAGGACCCGAAGAUCGUGUGUCUGAACGUGGAGUUGGAAUUGAAGAGUGAAAAAGACAACGCCGAGGUCCGGGUUGAACAAGUGUCCGAGUACCAGGCUAUCGUCGAUGCGGAAUGGCAGAUCAUUUACAACAAGCUCGAAGCUAUCUACAAAUCAGGGGCCAAGGUUGUUCUCAGCAAACUGCCUAUCGGUGAUUUGGCUACGCAAUACUUUGCGGACCGCGACGUCUUCUGUGCCGGCCGUGUUGCGUCAGAUGACAUGGACCGCGUGUGCCAAGCGACCGGUGCCGCCAUCCAAUCUACGUGCAGCGAUAUCCAGGAUCGUCAUCUGGGUACCUGCGGCUCGUUUGAAGAGCGUCAGAUCGGUGGAGAACGUUACAACCUUUUUUCCGAGUGCCCUAAGGCAAAGACAUGCACACUCGUGCUGCGUGGUGGAGCCGAGCAGUUCAUUGCCGAAGUCGAACGAAGUCUGCACGACGCCAUCAUGAUUGUCAAGCGUGCGCUGCGCAACACAACCAUUGUUGCGGGUGGCGGUGCGACUGAGUUGGAGCUCUCCGGCUAUCUCCAUCGGUAUGCCGACCGAAACGUUCCAUACAAGCAGCAAGCCGUUGUCAAGGCGUUUGCCAAGGCUCUGGAGGUUAUUCCCCGACAAUUGUGCGACAAUGCAGGCUUCGACGCCACGGACAUCCUUAACCGCCUGCGGGUGGAACACUACAAGGGCAACACUUGGGCCGGUGUGGACUUUGACAACGAGGGCGUCCGGGACAAUAUGGCGGCCUUUGUUUGGGAACCUAGCUUGGUCAAGGUUAACGCUAUUCAAGCAGCCGUGGAAGCUGCUUGUUUGAUUCUGAGUGUUGACGAGACUAUCAAGAACCAAGAAUCCGCCCAGGCUCAGGCACCUACGCGCGGCCUGCCUCCAGGAGCUGCGCAACGGGCUCUUGGUGGAGGCCGAGGCCGUGGUAUGCCGAGGCGAUAG
Messenger RNA from Aspergillus mulundensis, 1728 nucleotides. Its product is annotated as chaperonin-containing T-complex subunit CCT7. Lineage: Eukaryota; Fungi; Ascomycota; Eurotiomycetes; Eurotiales; Aspergillaceae. Gene Ontology annotation, molecular function: ATP binding; ATP-dependent protein folding chaperone; ATP hydrolysis activity. Gene Ontology annotation, biological process: protein folding. Gene Ontology annotation, cellular component: chaperonin-containing T-complex. Bases 1 to 1728 code for a protein of 575 amino acids. The transcript has 6 exons. The record is from RefSeq and is a predicted model, not a curated record.